AUGGCCACUUUGGUGGCCACAACAGUGCCUAUUCCCAUGGACAUUCCCACGGCUCUCAGUCGCAUGGGCAUGGCUUCAACCAGCGGCCCACCCGAGUACUUGCCGCCAGCCAAGCCAAGCAACGCUUAUCUGCCCGCCGAGCCUGAGAAGAAGUAUCUGCCACCCAAGGUAGCUCCUAGCUUGCCUCCACCACCACCACCACCACCAAGCAAAGCACCAGCAGCUGCUUACUUGCCACCACAGAAGCCACGCACCAAGUACUUGCCGCCCGCUCAGCCAGAGUCCAAGUAUUUGCCUCCUGCUCAGCCAGAGAAGUCUUACUUGCCGCCAACUCCAAAGUACUUGCCGCCUAAGGUGCCACCCAGCCUGCCACCACCACCACCAAAGCCCGCGCCAAAGCAAACUUAUUUGCCACCAGCUCCUAAGGAAACUUAUUUGCCGCCAGCUCCUAAGGAAGCGUAUCUGCCACCAGCGCAACCAGAGCCGCAGUACUUGCCACCAGCUCAACCCGAAGCGCAAUAUCUGCCUCCCUCUCACUCUGAGUCCUUGCCGCUGUCAGCGCCCAACUUUCACAUUCCUGUGCCCACUUAUGCUUUGCCUUUGAGCUCCUCACCUGCGUUGCCUGGUCCACAGGGUGAUGGCUAUCGCUACAAUCAGCCACAGCGUCGCUUCAAGUUCUAG
Messenger RNA from Drosophila busckii, 681 nucleotides. RefSeq names its product proline-rich extensin-like protein EPR1. NCBI's taxonomy places the organism in Eukaryota, Metazoa, Arthropoda, Insecta, Diptera, Drosophilidae. The transcript has 2 exons. The coding region runs from base 1 to 681 and encodes 226 amino acids. The record is from RefSeq and is a predicted model, not a curated record.